Messenger RNA from Hevea brasiliensis (rubber tree), 1904 nucleotides. RefSeq names its product ribulose-1,5 bisphosphate carboxylase/oxygenase large subunit N-methyltransferase, chloroplastic. Gene Ontology annotation, molecular function: protein binding; [ribulose-bisphosphate carboxylase]-lysine N-methyltransferase activity; protein-lysine N-methyltransferase activity. Lineage: Eukaryota; Viridiplantae; Streptophyta; Magnoliopsida; Malpighiales; Euphorbiaceae. Bases 50 to 1507 code for a protein of 485 amino acids. Gene Ontology annotation, biological process: peptidyl-lysine monomethylation. The record is from RefSeq and is a predicted model, not a curated record. Gene Ontology annotation, cellular component: chloroplast. The transcript has 6 exons.
UUGACUCUUCUCGUUAUCGCCUUUAAUCCAACUUCACUCUGAACAGAAAAUGGCUACACUCUUGAGUCUCUCGUCCUCCACUUUCGUUCCUCUUUUAAAACCCCUUGAACCCUUCUCUUCUUUUACCAAGACCCGCACUCUCCUCGUCAAAAGAUCCUUUUCUAUAUCUUCCUCUCUCCAACAAUCAACAGCGCCAUCGAUAGCACUGCAAACCUUCUGGCAAUGGUUGAGUGACCAAGGCGUUGUAUUAACCAAGUUCCCUGCUAGGCCCGGUGUUGUCCCUGAAGGACUGGGGCUGAUAGCAGAGCGAGACAUUGCAAAAAAAGAGGUGGUUUUGGAGAUCCCCAAGAAACUUUGGAUAAACCCAGAUGCAGUUGCAGCAUCUGAUAUUGGAAGUGUUUGUAGUGGAUUGAAGCCUUGGGUCUCUGUGGCUCUUUUCUUGAUCAGAGAGAAAUCGAAGGAGGAUUCUACGUGGCGGCCUUAUUUGGGUAUACUUCCUGAGAGUACUAAUUCCACGAUAUAUUGGUCAGAAGAAGAGCUCACUGAACUUCAAGGAUCCCAACUGCUGCGCACAACACUGGGUGUAAAGGAAUUUUUGCAGCGGGAAUUUCUGAAAGUAGAAGAAGAAGUCCUUGUUCCUCAUAAGGAGCUCUUUCCUUCCCCUGUAACAUUGGAUGACUUCUUUUGGGCAUUUGGGAUUCUCAGAUCAAGGGCAUUUUCUCGUCUUCGUGGGCAAAAUCUUGUUCUGAUUCCCCUUGCAGAUCUGGUCAAUCACAGUCCUGAUAUAACAACAGAAUACUACGCAUAUGAGAUUAAAGGAGGUGGUCUUUUCUCCAGAGAUAUUCUGUUUUCUUUGCGGUCACCCAUUUCAGUCAAGGCUGGUGAGCAGAUUCUGAUCCAGUAUGAUUUAAAUAAGAGCAAUGCUGAGUUGGCUCUGGACUAUGGCUUCAUAGAAAGAAAGUCUGUCCGCAAUGUGUAUACCUUGACACUUCAGAUAUCUGAGUCAGACCCAUUUUUUGGAGACAAGCUGGAUAUUGCUGAAACAAAUGGUUUGGGUGAGAAUGUGGAUUUUGACAUUGUUUUAGGCAAUGCUCUUCCACCAGCAAUGCUUUCAUACUUGCGACUGGUAGCACUUGGUGGCACUGAUGCUUUCCUCUUAGAAUCUAUUUUCAGGAACACCAUCUGGGGCCACCUUGAAUUGCCAGUAAGUCGUGCUAAUGAGGAGCUUGUAUGCAGAGUGGUCCGAGAAGCUUGUAAAUCUGCUCUUUCUGGAUACCAUACCACUAUUGAAGAGGAUGAAAAAUUAGAAGGGGCGGAUCUUAACCCAAGGCUUGAGAUUGCAGUGGGAAUAAGAGCAGGGGAAAAGAAGGUGCUGCAGCAAAUUGAUGAGAUUUUUAAGCAGAGGGAAUCAGAAUUGGAUGAGUUAGAAUAUUAUCAAGAAAGGAGGCUCAGAGAACUUGGUCUAAUUGGAGAGCAAGGUGAAAUUAUCUUCUGGGAAUCCAAAUAGAGAAUUGCAUCAAAUAUCAAAGAAUUUGAGAUCAUUAAUAAAAAAUAGAAAGAAUUUGAAACCAUUGCUAUGAGGGAGGAAAGCAAGGACAUCUGCGGUGGUAAACAGUCCUUUAUGAGUUGUUUGAAGAGAGGAAAUUAAGGACGCCCCUGGUAAACACCUUCAAUCAUGUAACAAGAGUUUUGCUUCAAAGUAAUGCUCAGGAUUAUUUUUCAUUGAUAUUCAAACCCCUAGAUCUAAGAUAGUUGCACGUUGAGCUAUCUAUUCUUGGAAACUGUUUGUUGUAACAUGGAUGGUAGCUGCUUGUGUACAGGAAGCAUGUUGGCAUUUUCAUGCUUUGGCCCGGGGUGGUCUUUUAUUAAUGGGUAAUUUAUUAUUUGGUCUCUGGAUUUUGACU